GUUCGUCGCUCUCGAUUUUUCUCCACAAGCCAUUUAACGAGCUUUAAUUCCGUCCCCUAAGAAUAGGGUUUCUCGUCGUUUCACCGAAUCUCGAAUCUCACGUUGCAGCCAUGAUUUCCGAUUCAAUCCCCAAAGCUUCGAUCCCCAUGUGUUCUGCUAACCCUAAAGAUUUAGCAAAGAAAAAGAGGGCUCAUCGUUCGGCCAAGUUGAAGCAGUACAAGCUCGAUGCCCGGCGUGAACAGUGGCUUUCACAAGUGAAGAAUAAGGGAACAAAGGAGGAGCUGAAUUGUCAAGGUGGGACUUGUGGCAGUGUGAAAGAAGAUGUGAAUAAAAUGGCUAGAUCCAUAGACAAUUUAAAGAUAAAUCCUCAGACUGUGGAAGAAGAUAAUGAAGGCUCCUUUAACAAUUACAGUGAUUUGGACUCUCCUGCAAACAGCCCAACCAACCAAUCGAGUAGCGACUUGGGUGGAAACUAUUCCAGUACAAACUUCAGUGGUAGCAGCAGCGGCAGUAGCAGCAGCAGCCAAUGUUGGUCGGGCAAUAUGAGCGAAGAAGAAGAUGAAGAACAUGAUGGUUGUCUAGAUGAUUGGGAGGCCAUAGCAGAUGCUUUGGCGGUUACAGAUAAGAAGCAUGGAGAUGAGCAGAGUCCUUGUUUGGGCAUGCAUGGAAAUGCUGUUCAAUCAGGUUCAGACCAGCCAGUGUUGUCCGGUGUAGAUAAAUCGAAGGCAAAAGGCAGAGCCUGGAGGCCUGAUGACGCCUUUCGUCCUCAGAGUCUGCCCAAUCUGUCCAAACAGUAUAGUUUCCCCACGAAUGCAGAGCGGCUUUACCAUUGCGGAGGGUCUGUUUGGGGUAACUUAUCGUCAGCACCGACAUCUUGUCCUAUAUGCUGUGAAGAUUUGGAUCUCACGGACACGAGUUUUCUCCCCUGUACUUGUGGGUUUAGGCUGUGUCUCUUCUGCCACAAGAGGAUUCUUGAGGAGGAUGGGCGGUGUCCUGGUUGCAGGAAGCAGUAUGAUGAAAACAAUAGCAGCCUAUCAUCAUUUCGGCUGGCUCGUUCAUGUAGUAUGAUCUCAAGGUCCUAAGCAAGGAAGAAUCAUAAUGCGUGUUAGUUCCUUAUUUUUCCCUUUUUACAUAAUUGUGUGGGUGUUCUUACUCUCUUCGACUCUUUCAAAGUAGACCACUAGGACAUUAUAAAAGGAAGAAUGAUCAUUCUGUGGAGUUGUUCUGAUUCCCUUAUGAUGAUGAUGUGUAUGGUGCAUGCAGGGUAUUAUAGAAAGAGGGUUGCUUAUGGGAGUAGGGUAUGUUGGUGGUAUAGAGAAAAUUCAAUAUGUGAAAUUUGUUGACUGUAAUAAAGUUCUCUUUGUUAGUUUGCAGAAACUUAUCAAUAAUGAAUGAUUAUACAUCA
Molecule: messenger RNA, 1405 nt
Organism: Cuscuta europaea
Lineage: Eukaryota; Viridiplantae; Streptophyta; Magnoliopsida; Solanales; Convolvulaceae
Source: the annotation of a GenBank genome assembly